This is a messenger RNA of Brenthis ino (lesser marbled fritillary), 216 nucleotides long. The record is from the annotation of a GenBank genome assembly. NCBI's taxonomy places the organism in Eukaryota, Metazoa, Arthropoda, Insecta, Lepidoptera, Nymphalidae.
AUGUCGAGAGAGAUCGGGGAAAAAAGUGCGGAAACACCGCGUGACAGCGAAUCCGCUUCCAUCUCAUCAGGCCCCGGCAGAACUGUAAUGACGGCGCCGGCGCGAGAUUGCCUGCCAAUUGAGUUACCGAUGGGAAAUGGACGAGCACUUCGUAACGCCAUAGGAUUUCAGAUGGACUGGGGUGACGUGUUUACCAUUCACUUCCAUUUAUUUAGU